Messenger RNA from Solanum dulcamara, 465 nucleotides. Its product is annotated as probable protein phosphatase 2C 55. The transcript has 2 exons. Lineage: Eukaryota; Viridiplantae; Streptophyta; Magnoliopsida; Solanales; Solanaceae. The record is from RefSeq and is a predicted model, not a curated record. Bases 1 to 465 code for a protein of 154 amino acids.
AUGUGGGAUUUCAACAUCAGAAAUGUUCUUUUUCACUGGUUCAAGCCUUGGAAACAGCGUUAUAAAAAUACAAUUUUUGAAGGAUCGUUUACGGCUUGUAUUAUAACUUUAGACAAGAAAAAGAAUACUUUAUAUGCUGCUAAUGGAAAGUGCAAGGAUAAUCCUAGUAUUGCUCAGGAGAUGAAAUUAAUCAUCGACAAAGAUGAUAUUUUGAUUGUUGGGACGGAUGGGAUGCUUGUUAAUAUGAAUGAAAGUGAGAUUGAGAAAAUUGUUCGAAAAGGGAUUGAUAGGAAGUUAAAAGCAGAAGAGUUGGUUGGAAAAAUUGGAAAGGCUGUGUGGUAUAACUCAUUUGAUAGAUUUGCAGAUACACCAUAUGCAAGAACAGCUAAGAGGGAAGGCCUUAGUCAAACACACAAAGGAGGAAACAUUGAUGAUAUUACUGUUAUUAUAGCUUAUAUCAAUUAA